Molecule: messenger RNA, 1937 nt
Organism: Papaver somniferum (opium poppy)
Lineage: Eukaryota; Viridiplantae; Streptophyta; Magnoliopsida; Ranunculales; Papaveraceae
Product: magnesium transporter MRS2-F-like
Exons: 6
Coding region: 89-1441 (450 amino acids)
Biological process (GO): magnesium ion transport
Molecular function (GO): magnesium ion transmembrane transporter activity
Source: RefSeq, a predicted model, not a curated record
UCAGAUCUCCGUCUUCAUUUCUCCACUCCACCAACCACCAAAUCCCCCAAAUCCAAUCUGAAGGAAUAAUAAGAAAUAUUUGAAAUCCAUGAGGAUUCAAGAAGAAAUCCAUCAUCAUAGAGGAGGAGGAGGAGGAGGAGGUACAACACCACUAAUGGCACCACAAACACCACCAACCCCACAACAACAACCACCGCAACACCAACAUCAACCAAGAAGAAAAGGAGCUGGAGCUGGAACCAGAUCAUGGUUAGUAGUAUCGAACUCAGGGAAAUCACAAGUAGAAGAAAUAGGGAAACAUCCAAUUAUGAGAAGAACUGGUUUACCAGCGCGUGAUUUAAGAUUACUUGAUCCAGUUCUUUCACAUCCAUCAACAAUACUUGGUAGAGAAAGAUCUAUUGUUGUUAAUUUAGAACAGAUUAAAGCCAUCAUUACUGCUACAGAAGUAUUUGUAUUGAAUUUUAGAGAUCCUGUGCUUUACCCUUUUGUUCAUGAUCUUGAACAAAAGGUUUCUCCUGUUGUUAAUGAAGAGGAAUUACGAAAUGAUAAUGAGUUACGGCAGUUUAAAGAAUCAUUUCGUAAUUCAGGUGAUGAUGAUGAGAUUGUUGCCAAGGGUUUGUCAGAUGUGCGGAAGGCGGGUGGGCCUGUGGUUUUGCCUUUUGAAUUCAAAGUGCUUGAAGUUUGUCUUGAAUUUGCUUGUAAGAGUCUUGAAACCGAGACAUCCACACUGGAACAAGAAGCAUAUCCAGCCGUAGAUGAGUUGACAUCUAAAAUCAGUACGCUCAACCUCCAACGUGCUAGACAAAUAAAGAGUCGCCUAGUUGCAUUGCUUGGACGUGUUCAAAAGGUGAGAGAUGAACUUGAAAACUUGCUGGAUGAUGAUAUGGAUAUGGCUGAGAUGUAUUUGACAGAUAAGCUUGUUCAUUUGGGGUCCGAAGAAGCUGCUUCACAGGAUGAUGAUGAAAUAAACAAUGAUGAACGUGAGUCUGACAAUGAAAGUGAUUAUGAUGUCCGUUCGCAAAGCAACAAGAGCAGUAGGCUAACUAGUUAUCUUAAGCCAAACGUUGAAGAGUUGGAGAUGCUCUUAGAAGCCUACUUUGCCCAGAUAGAAGGAACAUUAAACAAACUGUUAACUAUGAGGGAAUACAUUGAUGACACAGAGGAUUACAUCAAUAUAAUGCUGGAUGACAAACAGAAUCAGCUUCUACAGAUGGGAGUUUUGCUUAGUACAGCGAAUUUAUUACUGAAUGCGGGAAUUGUAGUUGUAGGACUCUUUGGCAUGAAUAUUCAUAUCGAACUUUUUGAUUAUCUCACUGGAGAAAACGAAAAUAAUUACUCUUCUACAAAGUUUCUGCAAACUGUGAGUGGUACUUUUGCUAGUUGCAUUGUAAUGUACAUCAUUGCCAUCUUCUGCGGCAAGGAAAGAGGACUUCUGGGAUAAACAGAUGGAUUCAAUUUAAGCAGUUCCGGAUUAUCUACAAGAUGUGAGGUGUCUGGUGGAGUUUCAAACGUGACAGUGGAAAAUGUUGUUGUGUGGGAUCCAAGACUAGCCAUGAGGAUCAAGACCACUGCAGGAAGAGGUGAAUGCAUUCAAAAUACCACCUACUGAAACAUCACAUUCGACGACGUGCAGGUAGGAUUUGUGGUCAAGACUGAUUACAAUCAGCAUCCUGAUGCAGGGUACCAUCCCAAAGCCUAUUCAAUCCUUAGUAACAUAAAUUUCAUCAUAUACAGUUCAUGGUCAGGGACUCGGGGAGCAUGUGUGCCAGUCCGACUUCAUGGAAGAGGUCAAGGGUCUCUCUCCAUUAUACUUGCAAGCUUAUUAGGGAACCCCAAAAUGUUAUCUUCUUUGAAUCAAUCAAUUGAUUUUGCAGAUGUUGACUGAUUUUUUUAGUGUUAGUAUUUGUUUAAUCUUUCAAAUUACAUUAAGUUGAUCA